This is a messenger RNA of Rhododendron vialii, 1507 nucleotides long. RefSeq lists its product as uncharacterized. The transcript is spliced from 8 exons. Lineage: Eukaryota; Viridiplantae; Streptophyta; Magnoliopsida; Ericales; Ericaceae. The coding region runs from base 76 to 1332 and encodes 418 amino acids. The record is from RefSeq and is a predicted model, not a curated record. Gene Ontology annotation, biological process: nuclear-transcribed mRNA catabolic process, nonsense-mediated decay.
UUCAAAACGUUUGUCCCCGAUAUGCGUACAAAUCCAGCUUUUUUAUAGUGAUCAAGGGAGUUCAAUUUCGAGCUAAUGUCAGGCAGCGGCGGCGUCAGCGCGUCCAAUCAGUCGUCCGCCGGCGGCGGUGCAUCGCCUCAUUUACCUCCUCCUCCUCCUCCCAAAAUCCUCUUGGCUAAGCCGAGCCUCGUCAACGCCGCCGGUAAGUUGAUCCGCGCAGCCGACGACGAAUCCGUCACUCUCCGCUCUCGUGUCCCCUCCUCCGUUGGAUCUCUCAACCUCCUCUCUGAUUCCUGGGACUUCCACACCGACCGCUUCCUCCCCUUUUUGACUGAUAACACUGAUUUUACGGUGGUUGGGGUGAUCGGUCCUCCUGAGGUGGGGAAGUCGUCGAUAAUGAACGAGCUCUAUGGAUUUGAUGGAACCUCACCUGGAAUGUUGCCGCCUUUUGCGAUACAGUCGGAGGAAACUAGAGCAAUGGCAAAGCACUGUACUGUUGGCAUUGAGCCUCGCAUCUCUGCUGAGCGUAUUAUACUUCUUGACACACAGCCUGUGUUUAGUCCUUCUGUUUUAGCUGAGAUAAUUAGACCCGAUGGCACGUCGACAAUCUCUGUAUUGAGUGGUGAUUCUCUCUCUGCUGAGCUGGCUCAUGAAUUGAUGAGUAUCCAGCUUGGUGUUUUCUUGGCGUCGGUUUGUCAUAUAGUACUGGUGGUGUCCGAGGGAGUUCAUGAUACUAACUUGUGGCGUUUGAUAUUGACGGUGGACUUGUUGAAACAUGGUCUACCUGACCCUUCUUCUCCCACUGUUCCCACUUCACAAACUUCUACCCUGAGUUCCGAAAAAGAAAACAGAGAUAAAAUUCAGGAGGCUGGACAAGAGUAUACAGCAGCUCAGGUUUUUGUACAUACAAAACUGCGGGACCAAGAUCUUACUCCUCACAACUUUGUGAAAAUAAAGAAGGCGCUUACGCAAUAUUUCAGCUCCUCUUCUUUCACAGCAGCUAAAAACCAAAACGCGGGCAAAGAUAAUCAGUUUUCUUCUGUCUCUCUCAUUAACCAGGGAAACAAUCCGGACUCACUGCCGCUGGAUCUAUUUCUAAUCCCAUAUAAGAGUAAAGAUGACUUCCCAAGGGCAGAGCUUGAAAGUUAUGUUUCUGCGUUAUGGAAAUUGCGGGAUCAGGUUUUAUCCAUGAGUAGCCCAUCCUUUGCAAGGACAGUAUCUGAGCGUGACUGGCUGAAGAAUUCUGCGAAGAUAUGGGAUAUGGUGAAAAACUCUUCAAUAAUUUCGGAGUACGGAAAGACACUGCAGAGUUCUGGCAUGUUUAGGCGUUAGCUGUCAGUUAUUUUCCCAGUCAUUUGCACCGAUGUAUCAUUUUAGUUCAAAUUGACCAAACUAGGAAGCUGGCAGCAGUUGAUGUUUAACCGUUUGUGGAAGUACUUUUUUCUUAUGGUAGUUUCAUAUGUAAUCAAUUCAGACCUAAUCUUCGAAGAAUAGUUUCUUCUCAUUC